AUCGUAUCUUCGUAUUGAAUUUAGUCGGAGUUCAUCAUCGAAGUUUGCGUGUGGAAAAUGGAGCGGUAGCUAAUGAAAUUAAUAUUAAAAACGCAAAGAAACGGCCUUUGUCCGCUAUUUCAGCGAAUUUUUUUUGUUAAAUAAAAAACAACGACGACGAAUUACUACUACCAAUUAUUACAACAGCAUUAAAACAUUUAACAAUUACAAAAAAAAAACAAAAUUUUUGUAAUGAGAAAAUUAAAUGUAAAAUCCAAUUUGCAACAAGAAAAUCACAGCUACAACAACAAUAGAGCCUAAUACCAGCGACUAUAGAUUUUUACCAAGCAGAGCAGUUAAUGACGGCAAUUUUAGCAAAUUAAAAAUUUCCACCAUUUAGCAGCAAAAAUUUCAAAACCCAAUAAAUUGCUUACAUCAAUUUGAGGAACACAAAAAGAGCUUUGUUGAUUUAAAGCUAAAGAAAUUGUGAAAUAUUUAAUUUUUUUUUCAUGCUGCGCAAUAUUUGUGCUGCAAAACUACGCUCAUCUCAUAUCCAUUUAUAUUAAAAUCCAUUUGAAAUCAAUGCAAUAGAAACACCAAGCUGGACAUAAUAUUUCUUUUACCAAUAUAAAGAAAUUUAAUAUAUUCAUAAAUAUUUUAAUACAUUCUGGGAAAGAAAAUUUUAAGUUUUAUAUGUACGCAUCCACCAUUUUGAAUCAGUAAAACAGCAGAGAAAUUAACUGAGUAAAAUAACGAGAAGGAAGAAGAAACGCUGACAGCAAUAAAAGAAAAUACGUCAACAACAAUUGCAGCUGAACGCGAAUACAGUUUGUUUUUAAUUUGUUGGAAAAGGGUACAGAAGAACGAAGGUGCAGGCACGCUUAAAUGAAAAUAUAUAAAAAAAUUAUCGGAACACUAAUUUUUCUUCGAUUCCAAAUUAAAAUCAGAAAUCUGUAACAAACAACAGUAUCGUGUGUUCCUUUUUUUUAUUUGAAAAGUGUUUUAAGUUAAAUUUCUUGCAAUGGUCGAACGAAUUUUAGAAGAAAAUACUCGUACAGUCGAGAGUACUACUAAUGGUACCAGCACUGAUACCGACAACAGCUGCAGUCAAUCUGGCGGUCGCAAUGAAAUAACACGUUAUAGUAGCGAGGAUGUCUCAGGUAACGAAUCCAAUGAGGCUCCAAAAAUGACGGAAACUGAACGUCAAGCGGACUUUAACCGUCAUAAAGAGGAAAUGCAAAAAAAAAGACGCAAGAAGAAACGUACAAGUUCUUCUUUGCAUUCUUCAACAUUUCAAGAGCUUUAUAAACUGACUGGCGAAAUACUUGGUGAAGGAGCUUACGCAUCAGUUCAGACAUGUGUCAACAUCUACACGGAUUUAGAGUACGCUGUUAAAGUGAUUGAUAAGAUACCAGGGCAUGCACGUGCGCGAGUUUUCCGUGAAGUGGAAACAUUCCAUCAUUGUCAGGGACAUCCAGGCAUUUUGCAAUUAAUUGAGUUCUUUGAAGAUGAUGAAAAAUUCUUUUUAGUUUUUGAAAAGAUUAACGGUGGUCCUUUAUUAACACGUAUUCAGGAGCAUAUUUGUUUUUCCGAGCAUGAAGCUGCUCAAAUAAUUAAAGAAAUUGCAUCUGGCUUAGACUUUUUACAUAAGAAGGGUAUAGCACAUAGAGACUUAAAGCCAGAAAAUAUACUGUGUGUAUUUCCGGAUAAGUUAUGCCCAAUAAAGAUAUGUGAUUUUGAUUUGGGAUCUGGCAUUAAAUUCACAACUGAUAUAUCUUCGCCAGCGGCUACACCACAAUUAUUGACACCAGUCGGUAGUGCGGAAUUUAUGGCACCUGAAGUCGUUGAUUUGUUUGUUGGUGAAGCAAAUUAUUAUGAUAAACGUUGUGAUUUAUGGUCGCUGGGAGUUAUAGCAUAUAUUUUAUUAUGCGGCUAUCCGCCUUUUUCAGGCAAUUGUGAAGAGGAUUGUGGUUGGAAUCGUGGUGAAAAUUGUCGUAAAUGCCAAGAAUUAUUAUUUGAGUCCAUUCAAGAAGGACGUUUUUCAUUUCCCGAAGCUGAGUGGAAAGAUGUUAGUGACGAAGCAAAAGAUCUUAUUUGUGGUUUACUUGUCAAGGAAGCACCAAAACGUUUAAGUGCUGCAGCUGUGUUAAAUCAUUCAUGGAUUAAAAUAUCCGAAGAAGAACCACUAAAUAGUGUAAGAAUGGAAAAUCGUCGUAAGGCAUUGCGAACACCUGGUAAUAUAAGACGUAAUCAAUCAGCACGUGAAAUUUCAAACUUUGCCGAAUCAGCUAUGGCUGUGAAAAGAGUGAUUUUACAACAUUUUUCUAUGCGUUAUGAUUAUAUUAAGGAGCGUCCAAAUAUCUAUCAACCUUCUCAGUCCUAUUUAGAUGCAUAUAGUGGUAAUCCAGAUACGAAGCCUAAUUCACCAAUCAAAGCGCCAUUGAAAAGUCGUUCAAUGAAUACGACCUCGAGUGGUAAUCGUUCUACAUAUGGAGUUAACAAAAGAAUCAGCAAUUAUACGCAACGGCAAUCGAUCAAUAAAUAUGCUAAUAGCAAUACUUUAACACCUUCUCGUAAUACAUCGAGUAUUUAUAAUAGCUCUUCAAAUUAUAAAGGACUUAAUGUACACGAAGAAUAUGAUGACGAUGAAGAAGAAGCGUUAGAGGAGUUUGGGCGUUUAGAUGAAGAUGAUGAAUGGGCAAAGGGAAAAUUAAUACGGAAUACCACUGACGAAAUUGUUGAAGACAAAAAUGCUGAGGUUGAUAGUUAUCAUCAUUGGCGUGAACUAGAAGAUGACGAU
Teleopsis dalmanni is the source of this 2779-nucleotide messenger RNA. Its product is annotated as MAP kinase-interacting serine/threonine-protein kinase 1-like. NCBI's taxonomy places the organism in Eukaryota, Metazoa, Arthropoda, Insecta, Diptera, Diopsidae. The record is from RefSeq and is a predicted model, not a curated record. The transcript is spliced from 6 exons. The annotation marks the transcript as partial. Gene Ontology annotation, biological process: peptidyl-serine phosphorylation; protein autophosphorylation; intracellular signal transduction. Gene Ontology annotation, molecular function: calcium-dependent protein serine/threonine kinase activity; calmodulin binding; calcium/calmodulin-dependent protein kinase activity. Gene Ontology annotation, cellular component: nucleus; cytoplasm.